AUGGUAAAACAUGCUUAUACAUUUCAUGAUGACAACUUGAAUAUUGGCUCACAGGGGCAAUCAUCAGAUACAGCAUAUUGCAUAGACAUCAAUAAUUGCUUCUGUCCCAAGAUAAGUGGGGACUUGGAGAAGGAAAACUGCAGCACUGUGUCAGAGUUCAUUCUUCUGGGAUUAUCUGACAUUUCUGAGCUGAGCGUCUUCCUCUCCCUGGUGUUCCUUCUCAUCUAUGGAGUCACAGUGAUGGGCAACCUGGGCAUGAGCACAGUGAUCCAGGUCAGCUCUCAGCUUCACACCCCCAUGUACUUUUUUCUUAGCCACUUGUCCCUUGUGGAUUUAUGCAACUCCACCAUCAUUGUGCCUAAGAUGCUGGCCAAUAUCUUAGACCAGGGAAAAGCCAUUUCCUUCCAGGGGUAUAUGGUACAAUUCUAUUUGUUUGGUACAUGUGUGAUCACUGAGGUCAUCCUGUUGGCCGUGAUGGCCUAUGACCGCUUUGUGGCCAUCUGUUACCCACUGCUCUACAUGGUUAUCAUGUCCCAGAAACUCUGUUUUGGAGUGGUGUCUGUGUGCUAUCUCUGUGGAACAGUAUGUUCUCUAAUUCACAUAUGUUUGGCCUUUGAGAUCCCAUCCUAUAGAUCGAAUGUGAUUAACCACUUCUGUGAUUUACCCCCUCUCUUAUCACUCACCUCCUCUGAUGUGUCUGUGAAUGAACUGGUGGUGUACAUUGUGGCCACUUUCAAUGAGAUCAUCACCAUCGUGAUCGUCCUCACUUCCUAUUUGUUUACCCUCAUCACCAUCCUGAGGAUGUGCUCUGCAGAGGGAAGGCACAAAGCCUUUUCCACCUGUGUCUCCCACCUCACAGCCAUCAUUGUCUUCCAUGGAACAAUCCUUUUCCUUUAUUGCAGGCCCAGUUCUGACUACAGUCUGGAAACUGAUAAAGUGGCCACAGUGUUCUAUACUGUAGUGAUUCCCAUGCUGAACCCCCUGAUCUAUAGCCUGAGGAACAAGGAUGUGAAAGCAGCUCUCUGGAAAAUGGUGGGCUAA
Molecule: messenger RNA, 1041 nt
Organism: Choloepus didactylus (southern two-toed sloth)
Lineage: Eukaryota; Metazoa; Chordata; Mammalia; Pilosa; Megalonychidae
Product: olfactory receptor 5L1-like
Exons: 2
Coding region: 1-1041 (346 amino acids)
Biological process (GO): G protein-coupled receptor signaling pathway; sensory perception of smell
Cellular component (GO): membrane
Molecular function (GO): odorant binding; G protein-coupled receptor activity; olfactory receptor activity
Source: RefSeq, a predicted model, not a curated record